AUUUGAAUUUCGCCAUGUUGCGCUCGUCACUUCAACGAACUGCCGUGUCCAUCGCUGGGAAGGCGGCGUUUCCCCGCAACUUGCACCAUGCCACGUUUCGCGCGCUAUCAUCCAUGAACGCACAGCCCCUGACGUCCUCUGUUGCGUCUCGACGCAUGCCGACUUUGAUGGUGCGGGCAUUUUCGACGGCCGAUUCGACUCCAGUUGACCGCCAUGAGUUCCAAGCCGAGACUCGUCAAUUGCUCGACAUUGUCACGCACUCGAUCUACACGGACAAGGAAGUGUUUGUCCGCGAAUUGAUCUCGAACGCGUCCGACGCGUUGGAAAAAUUUCGACACCACCAGGCUGUUGGCGCGACGUUGUUGACACCGGAAAUUGAACCGAAGAUUGUCAUCACGACCGACGUUGCGGCCAACACGUUGACGAUUGAAGACACGGGUGUCGGUAUGUCCAAGGAAGAGCUUGUGCAAAAUCUCGGCACGAUUGCGCGCUCGGGGUCGAAGGCGUUCUUGGAGCAAUUGAAGAAAGAGGCUCCCACGGAAACGACGGCGGCCGCGACGGGCAUCAUCGGGAAGUUCGGUGUCGGGUUUUACUCUGCUUUCAUGGUUGCCGACAAGGUCGAAGUGUAUUCAGCGUCGGCGCUUGGUGACGGUUCGGGCCAUGUUUGGACAUCUGACGGUUCUGGGUCGUUUGAAGUUCGAGCUGUCAACAACGCCGGCCGCGGUUCCAAGAUCGUCAUGCACAUGAAGGAAUCGUGCAAGGACUUUGCCAAGCCGGAACGUGUGGAGUCCAUUAUCAAGAAGUACUCCAACUUUGUCGCGUUCCCGAUUUUGUUGAACGGGACAGAGGUGAACGUCGUCCAAGCGUUGUGGACCAAGGACUCGAAGGACGUGACGGACGAGCAGUACACGGAGUUUUAUAAGUUUAUCGCGAACGCGUUCGACGAUCCCCUCUACCGCCUCCACUUCAAGGCCGACGCGCCGUUGGAGCUCAAGACGUUGUUCUUUAUUGGGUCGACCCACACUGAGAAGUUUGGCUACGCUCGCCUUGAACCCGGGGUCAGUUUGUACUCGCGCAAGGUCCUGAUUGAGCGUCACUCGCCCGACAUCUUGCCGGACUGGAUGCGCUUUGUCCGCGGGGUCGUCGACAGCGAAGACCUGCCGCUGAGCUUGAGCCGUGAAAAGAUGCAAGACUCUCGUCUUCUUGCCAAAAUGAAGGACGUGCUCACGCGCCGCAUCCUGAAGUUCCUCGAUGAACAAGCGCGCAAGGAACCGGAAAAAUUCGACAAAUUCUUUGCCGAGUUUGGCCAAUUUAUCAAGGAAGGCGUGUGUAUGGACUUUCAGAACAAGGCUGGUUUGAGCAAGUUGCUGCGCUAUGAAUCGUCGGCGCUGGACGCAGGCAAGACCACGUCGUUGGACGAAUAUGUGUCGCGGUCCUCUCCUGAUCAGAACGAAAUUUAUUACCUCUGCGCUCCUUCGCGCGAACUGGCGCUCCAAUCGCCCUACUACGAAGCGUUCAAGAAGACCAAGAAGGAAGUGCUGCUCGUGUACCAUUCCAUGGACGACUUUGUCAUGAACAGCGUCGGCGAAUUCAACUCGCGCAAGGUCGUGUCGGCUGAAGCCGCCAAGUUGGACGUCCAAGAGGACUCGGAACACGGCGAGAAACUCAGCGACGAAGACGCCAACCUGCUCACGGCGUGGCUUGGGCUCAAGCUCGAAUCCAGCGUUACCAAGGUCGAAAUCACCAACCGCUUGCACGACUCGCCCGCAGUCGUGACGGAUCACGAAUCUGCUUCCGUUCGUCGCAUGAUGCAAAUGGUCAACCAGACCCAAGGCGGCAGUGCCGUCAUGCCUGCCUCCAAGCACGUGCUGCAAAUCAACCCCCGCCACCCGAUCGUGGUCAAAUUGAACCAGUUGCGCACGACCAACGAAGAGUUGGCGGCGAAAGUUGCGGCCCAAGUCCACACAAACGCGUGCUUGUCAGCCGGGCUCGUUGAAGACGGUCGUGUCAUGAUCGGAGACCUCAACUACCUCUUGGAGGAACUCUUGACCCACAGCCUCAAGAAUUAGACUUCCAUGCUUCUAGAAUCGCAAUUCUCCGUCCCCA
Aphanomyces invadans is the source of this 2106-nucleotide messenger RNA. RefSeq lists its product as hypothetical. Gene Ontology annotation, molecular function: ATP-dependent protein folding chaperone; protein kinase binding; ATP hydrolysis activity. Gene Ontology annotation, cellular component: mitochondrial inner membrane. The transcript has 10 exons. Gene Ontology annotation, biological process: protein folding. The coding region runs from base 15 to 2069 and encodes 684 amino acids. Lineage: Eukaryota; Oomycota; Saprolegniomycetes; Saprolegniales; Verrucalvaceae. The record is from RefSeq and is a predicted model, not a curated record.